CGUCACGGCUUGUGUAGGGGAGUAUAGGCUGUGUUGUCAGCCUGGUGUCAGUCUGAUGAAGAUUGGCAUUCAGACUGUGUGGAGGGCAGUGCGCCGGCGGACAGACUCCAACAUCAGAUGCGCUGAUGCUGAGAACAAGCAAACUAGUCUCCAUGUGAAGCUAUCCCAUGAUGCAACAUGUGUCCCCAGCACCAGCAUUGACCAUGAUGGCCACACAGAGCGUACCUCCACCAUCAUACCAGGAGAGCCAACAGAUGACAGGCACUACUCAGCAAAACUCAAAGGGCCAGCAUGUGCACCUCUCUGCAGCGUCAGCAGGAGGAGCCGCUCCGGUCAGCGUGACUCUUGACCCUCAAGCCCAACUGGAGUCUGACAAACGAGCCGUUUACAGGCAUCCUCUUUUUCCUCUUCUGGCGUUGCUGUUUGAGAAGUGUGAACAAGCCACGCAGGGCUCAGAAUGCAUCACAUCCGCCAGCUUCGACGUCGACAUCGAAAACUUUGUCCACCAGCAAGAGCAGGAUCACAAGCCUUUCUUCAGCGAGGAUCCUGAACUAGAUAACCUGAUGGUAAAGGCCAUCCAGGUGUUGCGGAUCCACCUGCUGGAGCUGGAGAAGGUGAACGAGCUCUGUAAAGACUUCUGCAACCGAUACAUCACCUGCCUCAAGACCAAGAUGCACAGUGACAAUCUGCUCCGAAAUGACCUGGGCGGCCCGUAUUCUCCAUCCCAGACCAGCCUCGGCCUGCAGCAGGACCUGCUUCAAAGCUCAUCCCCAUCGCUCACCUCCGUCUCCAGCACAGUGAACCCCUCUGGGAUCGUGGUCCCAGCCGGUCCCCUGCAGCAGAACAACAUCUCCAUGACCACUAUCAACUCUCAGGUGGUCUCAGGUGGGACGCUGUAUCAGCCGGUGGCAAUGGUUACCUCACAGGGGCAGGUGUUAACACAGGGGUUACCACAGGGAACCAUCCAGAUCCAAAACAAUCAGGUGAAUCUGGACUUGUCCUCACUCUUGGACGGCGAUGACAAGAAAUCAAAAAACAAAAGAGGCGUCCUUCCCAAACAUGCCACAAACAUUAUGCGUUCCUGGCUCUUCCAGCAUCUCAUGCACCCUUAUCCUACAGAAGAUGAAAAAAGACAGAUUGCAGCGCAAACAAACCUUACCUUAUUACAGGUGAACAACUGGUUUAUCAAUGCCCGCAGGCGUAUUCUGCAGCCCAUGCUGGAUGCCAGUAAUCCUGACCCUGCUCCCAAAGCCAAGAAGAUGAAAUCUCAGCACAGACCCACACAGCGCUUCUGGCCCGACUCCAUUGUAGCUGGAGUCCUGCAGACACACGGCACAAACAACUCAGACAAUUCUCUUGGCAUGGACGGCCUGCAGCCUCUGUCCUCAGACUCGGCCACGCUGGCCAUGCAGCAGGCCAUGCUGGGGGGAACCGACGACUCCAUGGACGGCACAGAGGAGGAGGACGAGGAGGAGGAGGAAGACGAGGGACUCGACGAGGACGACGACGAAGAGGACGAUGAAGAACACGAGGCGGGCAGACAGAUGAUCAGGCGAGAUCUGGGCCUCAAUCACAAUGAAGGACUCGAAUCUGCCAGCAUGUCUAUCGCCAACACGGCCGCCCAAGCGAUGCUUUCUGAUGCCCUGCUGAAGGAUAGUAAUGGGGACAAUCGCAUCCGACACCUGGAGCUGGAUUUACCAUUGGAUAAAGUCAUCAAGUUCAUUUCUGUGGGCCUGCCGCUCCUUCUGGUGUCCAUGGCCUUUGCCAGGGAGAUUUCUAUAGGCCCACAGAUUAGCUGCUUUCCUCCCAAUAACUUCACUGUGAAGCAGGCAGCGUAUGUGGACACGUACUGCUGGGACUCGCUCAUGCACCACGAGUUUGACACCGAUGGAAAUGUUGAGGAACGCUCACUGUGGGUUCAUAAAAUGUUUCCAUACUCCUUAUUGGUGAUGGCCAUGAUGAUGUAUCUCCCGGCUCUGAUCUGGCGCUAUCUGGCAGUCCCCAGCCUGACCUCUGACCUGUUUUUCAUCAUCGACGAGCUGGACAAGUCAUACAACCGCUCUGUCCGGCUGGCCCAAAACAUCCUGGACCUGAAAGAGCAUUCAGCAAGCGCUCUGCAGUUCCAGACUGAGCUCGAGAGAGCCAAACGCAAGCGAUACUUUGAGUACCCCCUGCUGGAGAGAUACAUGCAGUGCAAACAUGGCUCCUACUUCCUGGUCAGCAUGCUGUUCCUGCGAGGGUUCCUGCUCCUGACGUUCAUGUCCGCCUCGUGCCUGUACCUCAUCUACUUUCACCUCUCCUCUUUCCUACAAGACGAAUUCAGCUGCUUCGUGCGCACCGGCCUCCUCCGCGACCAGCCAUGGGUCCCAGAGCUAGUUCAGUGUAAAAUGACCGGUCUACUUGUGUUUCAGGUCAUUAGUGUGGCCAACGGAGCCGUCUAUGUGCUGCUAGCUCCUAUUGUCCUCUUCAGCCUGCUGCGAUUGUUCUGCUGGGACACCACCUUUCUAUCCCUGUAUGAAGUGCUUCCUGGCCUGGGGCUGAUCAGUGGUCAGAAAUUAGGCUGCCCACUUAAUGACCUCAAUGUUUUGCUCCUGUUUUUACGCGCCAAUGUAGCACAGCUGCAGUCGUACAGCCGUCUGAGGGCCAUCUGCUCCCUUGCCCCUCCUCGACUGAAGGGCGCUAAAGGCGUCUUGACGGAGGAACAAGCAGAGGAGAUGCUUGAGACCGCAGAGGAGCUGGAGGAGGAGAUCCGGGAGGCCAGAGAGGAGGGAAAGCUCAAUCUGGUGGACAUCAUGACUGUCCUAGGAGCAGCUCGAGGAAACGCAGUCAACUGCCCAGAGCAGCGCCCUCUUGUGGAGCCCGACAUGACGCUCGAGCCAAAUCAGCAGGGGUACCAUGAGUUGAAGGAGACCACAACAUGCUGUUAUGCCUAAAGCAGCAGCAGCCAGUGGACUGAAGCAGCUCUGUCAGACUCUAGAGAACAGCUAAACCGAUAAGGUGAAAUCAAGACAAAGACAGUCACUAGAACUCCUUAAUCAUAGUCCAGACUCAUAAUAAAAUGUCUGGAUUUAAAACAAUCCCUAUGGCUCUCGUACACAAAUCACCUCAGGGAUAAAAACCCAAAGUCUGUAUUGACAAUUAAAAAACCCUCCCUAUAUAUAUAUCCUACCAUACUUAAACAUGAGGACUUUUCUUUAUUUAUUCUUUUUCAUUCUUAUUAUCUGAUGUAUGGAUUCCCGAAUUUCUUCAAUAACUGGAUUCUUUACUUGAUCUUUUGUUCUGUUUUGUAAACGCUAAAAUAAAAUGAGUUUUUAUUUGUG
Danio aesculapii is the source of this 3320-nucleotide messenger RNA. Its product is annotated as homeobox protein PKNOX2-like. The coding region runs from base 168 to 2933 and encodes 921 amino acids. Gene Ontology annotation, biological process: regulation of DNA-templated transcription; positive regulation of interleukin-1 production; monoatomic cation transport. The record is from RefSeq and is a predicted model, not a curated record. The transcript has 17 exons. Lineage: Eukaryota; Metazoa; Chordata; Actinopteri; Cypriniformes; Danionidae. Gene Ontology annotation, molecular function: DNA binding; channel activity.